Echinostoma caproni is the source of this 240-nucleotide messenger RNA. Lineage: Eukaryota; Metazoa; Platyhelminthes; Trematoda; Plagiorchiida; Echinostomatidae. The record is from the annotation of a GenBank genome assembly.
AUGGACGGUCUAACACAAGCCCCUGAUGACGGCUUGAUUCCUCAUGCAAUCUUCAUUAAUUAUGCAAAAGCUUUCGAUNCAACGGACAUCGUGGUACUCGCUGGAGACUUCAGUGCUCAAGUGGGAUCCCCGGACGAAUCAGAAAAGCUACUUGGUGGUUCAUAUGCAAUCCCAGCCAACCGGACCGACAACGGAGUACGCCUGCUCCGACUUUGUGCUGAACACGGACUGCUUCUGUGA